GGGAGGCAGAUGGCCAUGAGUAACAGCAGCCACAAUGGCAGUGUGGGACGACCUCUGGGCAGUGGCCCUGAAUUACUGGGCUGGGAGCCUAUGGACCCUGAGGCAGGCUGCCCCCUGCAGCCUGCCCAAGGUCCUGGCCUGCAGAUGGUGGCCAAGGGCCAGCCUGCUCGGUUGUCACCUGGUAACCCCAGGGGCCAUCCCCAGGAGCAGGAGGAGGAGGAAGAGGAGGAAGAUUCGUCCAGGCUGGAUGCCAGGAAGCCCUCUACUGUCAGCCAUCGCCUGGGCCACCGCAGGGCCCUCUUCGAGAAGCGCAAACGCCUCAGUGACUAUGCUCUCAUCUUUGGCAUGUUUGGGAUUGUUGUCAUGGUGACAGAAACAGAGCUGUCCUGGGGUGUGUACACCAAGGGGUCACUGUACUCAUUUGCCCUGAAAUGCCUCAUCAGCCUGUCCACUCUCAUCCUGCUUGGCCUUGUCGUCCUCUACCAUGCCCGGGAGAUCCAGCUGUUCCUGGUGGACAAUGGUGCCGAUGACUGGCGCAUUGCCAUGACGUGGGAGCGAGUGUCCCUGAUCUCACUGGAGCUGGCUGUGUGUGCCAUCCACCCAGUGCCUGGUCACUACCGCUUCACGUGGACAGCACGGCUGGCCUUCUCCCUGGUGCCGUCGGCGGCUGAGGCAGACCUGGAUGUGCUGCUGUCCAUCCCCAUGUUCCUACGCCUCUACCUGCUGGCUCGGGUCAUGCUCUUGCACAGUCGCAUCUUCACUGAUGCAUCGAGCCGUAGCAUCGGGGCCCUCAACCGUGUUACCUUCAACACGCGCUUCGUCACCAAGACGCUCAUGACCAUCUGCCCUGGCACUGUACUGUUGGUCUUCAGCAUCUCCUCCUGGAUUGUCGCUGCCUGGACAGUGCGCGUGUGUGAGAGGUACCAUGACAAGCAGGAAGUGACCAGCAACUUCCUGGGAGCCAUGUGGCUCAUCUCCAUUACCUUUCUGUCCAUCGGCUAUGGAGACAUGGUCCCACACACCUACUGUGGGAAGGGCGUGUGUCUGCUUACCGGCAUCAUGGGAGCAGGCUGCACUGCGUUGGUGGUGGCUGUAGUGGCCAGGAAGUUGGAGCUCACCAAGGCUGAGAAACACGUGCACAACUUCAUGAUGGACACACAACUCACCAAACGGGUCAGAAACGCAGCUGCAAAUGUUCUCAGGGAGACAUGGCUUAUCUACAAACACAGCAGGCUAGUUAAGAAGCCAGACCAAGGCCGGGUUCGGAAACACCAGCGUAAGUUCCUCCAAGCCAUCCAUCAGCUGCGGAGUGUGAAGAUUGAACAAGGGAAAGUGAAUGAUCAGGCCAACACGCUGGCCGACCUUGCCAAGGCACAGAGCAUCGCGUAUGAAGUGGUGUCCGAGCUGCAGGCCCAGCAGGAGGAGUUGGAAGCACGUCUGGCUUCCCUGGAGAGUCGCCUGGAUGCCCUGGGUGCCUCCCUGCAGGCCCUGCCAGGCCUCAUUGCCCAAGCCAUAUGCCCUCUGCCACCUCCCUGGCCAGGGCCUGGCCACCCAGCCCUAGCCACCCAGAGCCUGCCAGGCCACUGGCUGCCCACUGUGGGGUCGGACUUCGGGUGACUGCCUGCUGGUCACCAGACUGCUAAAUCUUGGCCAUCAUGUGGCCUCAGCUAGUUCCUCAUCGUUCUGGAGCUCUGGAUUUGCAAGCCUGGGAGGAGUUGAGCCAAGAGAACUGGCAUUCAUUCCCCUGAGACUGGACCAUGGGAUCUUGCUGGGCCCUUAGCUGUCCUAAGCCCCAGGAGGGCA
This is a messenger RNA of Phodopus roborovskii (desert hamster), 1803 nucleotides long. RefSeq names its product potassium calcium-activated channel subfamily N member 1 (gene Kcnn1). Gene Ontology annotation, molecular function: small conductance calcium-activated potassium channel activity; calmodulin binding. Gene Ontology annotation, cellular component: plasma membrane; neuronal cell body; neuron projection. Bases 10 to 1617 code for a protein of 535 amino acids. Gene Ontology annotation, biological process: potassium ion transmembrane transport. The record is from RefSeq and is a predicted model, not a curated record. The transcript has 8 exons. Lineage: Eukaryota; Metazoa; Chordata; Mammalia; Rodentia; Cricetidae.